UCUUCUACUCGUGCCUGCCUAAAGAGAAAAAGAUCAUGACAACUUCCUGAGGUCGUGAGUCUUCCAGUUUGGACUUGCGCUCGUGAUAGCGUGCCCUAGGAGCGGGCCGCUGCAGAAGCGUCAUGCCAAGACCCCCGAAGCAUGCGUCGUACCUUCCCUCGCGUCGUUUCCAUCGUAAGCAACGAAAAAGAAACAAAAACCUAAAUCCAACCCCAUCUCAUUCUCCUCCCUCGGAGGACUCCCUCUUUGCAUGGCACCCACGAGGAAACGCUCCCGGCAGGAGAAAGCCCGGCAGUACCUCACCGGCGGCGCCGUCCUUCGCGAAGACUCGGACGAUGAGUUGGGGUAUGAGGAUUUUCCGUGGGAGUGGAUUUGGGACGAGGAAGAUGCGGCAAAGGAGGGCCAGAAUGGAAGUGUCACACCGAGGAAGAGGAGGGCACUUGAAGGUUCAGAGGGGAAGAAGAGGCGGAUUGUAGGGGCCCGAAUGGGGAGCUUUACCUGCAAGUUGGGAGAUACGGUGCUGCUCAAGGCCGACGGAAACACUGCGUGGGUGGGCAUCAUAUGCGAGUUUCUCGAGGAGGAGUACGAAGGGGAGAAGCUGGCCAAGUUUCUAUGGUUCUCUUCGGAGAGGGAAAUUCGCAAUAAGAGCAAGAAGCGGACGGAUUUCCUGCCCAAUGAACUGUACAUAUCCGCGGCCUUCGAUGAGAAUCCCCUUACGACGAUCAAUGGUACGGCAAAGGUCAUGUCGCUCCAAGCCUUCAACCAGAAGUAUCCCAAUGGCCAGGUCAAGAAGAAUUCCAAGGACUAUGGCAAGGUGUUUGUUUGCAGGAGAGGCUGCAACACGCGCACCACGACAUAUACGCCGGAAUUCAUAUGGGAGGAUCUCUACAAAGGGGCAGACGAUAUACCUGCGCUCGUGGAGUUUGUCGAGGCUCAAACCAAGGCUACACGGAGACGACCGGGGCGUCCGAGGAAACAGGCAGAAGACGUAGGAGACUUUGUCGUCCCCGACUCUGACGAUGAAGAAGGGCCGAAGACUCCACGAAAGCGGCGUAAACUCAACGACGCAUCUACCCCUACUUCGGCAAGGAAGGACGCUCGCAAGUUCCUGACUCCAACGCACAAACGCAUAGUUGUCAAGAAGCCCCUGGAGUUCACGCCUCUGGGUACGCGAAUCCUCUCGCCCUCCGUGCUCUCCUCGCCCUUUCAGCUGGCAAGAAGCCAACUGCAUGUUUCGUCCGUCCCCGCCGCACUGCCGUGCCGCGAGGAGGAGUUUUCGACCGUGUAUAGCCAUCUGGAAGCGGCCAUCACCGACGGCUCAGGGUCAUGCAUCUACAUAUCUGGGACGCCCGGUACAGGCAAAACGGCCACGGUGCGAGAAGUCGUGGCACAGCUGCAUGCGGCAGUCCAGGCCGAAGAGCUCGACGACUUCAUCUUCGUCGAGAUCAACGGCAUGAAAGUCACCGAUCCCCAUCAAUCGUACUCACUUCUCUGGCAGGCAAUACGGGGCGAUCGCGUCAGCCCCUCACACGCCCUGGAGCUCCUGGAGCGCGAGUUCUCGACCCCCUCGCCCCGGCGCGUACCUUGCGUGGUGCUCAUGGAUGAGCUCGACCAGCUCGUCACCAAGAACCAAUCGGUCAUGUACAAUUUCUUCAAUUGGCCAGGCCUGCGGCACAGCAGAUUGAUUGUGCUCGCCGUAGCAAACACCAUGGAUUUGCCCGAACGGACACUCAGUAACAAGAUUAGCAGUCGUCUAGGUGAGUGGGUUUCAUUACAUGGUUCCUCAUCCUUUCUGAAUGCUGUGCUGCUGUGCCCCCUCGAAACGCCCCGCGUGAGAUGGGGGCCGUGGGUCAUGGUGGUACAGAUGUCUUGCCCUUCUCCCCUCAAUCUCCAUUUCCCCCAAUCAUAUGGCGAACCUGGUCGAAACACCUCGUGGGCAAUCCUCCUGUCACAACAUGUCUUAACCCGAUUCCUUCUUCCUUCCCUUCCUUCCUUCGGACACCUUUUUUUUCCACGCUAUGCUCAAGGGCUUCGAAACACGUAGAUUAUGGGUGGACGGCCGGUGACGGGUUAACUAACACG
Messenger RNA from Westerdykella ornata, 2082 nucleotides. Its product is annotated as P-loop containing nucleoside triphosphate hydrolase protein. The coding region runs from base 251 to 2044 and encodes 597 amino acids. NCBI's taxonomy places the organism in Eukaryota, Fungi, Ascomycota, Dothideomycetes, Pleosporales, Sporormiaceae. Gene Ontology annotation, molecular function: ATP binding; DNA replication origin binding; chromatin binding. Gene Ontology annotation, cellular component: nuclear origin of replication recognition complex. The transcript has 2 exons. The record is from RefSeq and is a predicted model, not a curated record. Gene Ontology annotation, biological process: mitotic DNA replication checkpoint signaling; DNA replication initiation.